Molecule: messenger RNA, 1227 nt
Organism: Eutrema salsugineum
Lineage: Eukaryota; Viridiplantae; Streptophyta; Magnoliopsida; Brassicales; Brassicaceae
Product: methylsterol monooxygenase 2-1
Exons: 7
Coding region: 146-928 (260 amino acids)
Biological process (GO): sterol biosynthetic process; 4-alpha-methyl-delta7-sterol oxidation
Molecular function (GO): C-4 methylsterol oxidase activity; iron ion binding
Source: RefSeq, a predicted model, not a curated record
CCAAAUCAGCACUGAGUCCAGAUUCCUCCUCUGGUUACAGAGCUGUUGUUGCGUUUCUCUCUCACUCACUCUCUGCGUCUACAUUUUUUGUUUUCUUCUCCGCCGCAGAGAUCCGUCGUGUGUAUCUCUCCUUGUCUCUCUAUCCAUGGAUUCCCUCGUAAAAUCCGGUUGGCAGUACCUUAUUACACAUUUCAGCGACUUUCAACUCGCGUGCAUCGGGAGUUUUAUCCUCCAUGAAAGUGUCUUCUUCUUGUCUGGUCUACCUUUCAUUUUCCUAGAAAGGACGGGUUUGCUUAGCAAUUACAAGAUUCAGGCAAAAAGUAACACCCCUGAAGCCCAAGGGAAAUGCAUUGCUCAACUAUUGUGUUACCAUCUCUUCGUAAACUUGCCCCUCAUGCUUGGGUCUUACCCUGUCUUCAAGUUCAUGGGCAUGCAGAGCAGCUUUCCUCUGCCGUCCUGGAAAGUAGUGUCAGCCCAGAUCUUAUUCUACUUCAUCAUUGAGGAUUUUGUAUUCUAUUGGGGUCACCGUAUCUUGCAUACAAAAUGGCUGUACAAGAACGUCCACAGUGUGCAUCACGAAUAUGCCACACCGUUUGGUUUGACAUCAGAAUAUGCUCAUCCAGCAGAGAUUCUGUUCCUGGGUUUUGCUACCAUCAUUGGUCCGGCUCUCACCGGGCCUCAUUUGAUCACCCUCUGGUUGUGGAUGAUGCUCAGAGUUAUUGAGACAGUAGAGGCACAUUGUGGUUACCAUUUCCCAUGGAGCCCCUCGAAUUUUCUUCCUCUGUACGGCGGUUCUGACUUCCAUGACUACCAUCAUCGGUUGCUCUACACAAAGUCUGGGAACUACUCAUCAACUUUUGUCUACAUGGACUGGAUCUUUGGUACCGACAAGGGUUACAGAAAACUGAAGGCCCUGAAAGAAACGUGACAGACAACAAGCAAACGUAAAAGUUGGUUCGUACUCUCAAAAACCUUCCUUUCUUCUGUUUUGCCUCUUAAGAUUUUUCUUGAAUUAUAACCUUUAAUCAUAAGAACAACAUUAUUUGCAGUACUUUGGAUUGUACAUUCAAAUAUGUUGGUCUGAACUCUGAAGCGUCUCUAAUCAACAAUAGUUAAUUCGAUGUUGAAUCAUCCAGCCUUUUGUUUCUAUUGCACUGUUGCUGCUUUCUUACUCUUUGUCUUAAUCUUUACAUUACUGAUAGUGCUCGAAAAUGAAGUUUAGUCCCU